AUCAAAAUCAAGCUAAUAACAAAUUUUGAGAGCACUUAGAGGCACCCAAAUAGAAACUAAUUCUUGUGAACGUGUUUUUUCUUUCUGGGUCUUUGAAAUCUUUUCUAUUCCCUUUCUCAACUCUCAUAGAAAAAAUGUCUAAUAUUGUGAUUGUUUUCGACUUUGACAAAACCAUCAUUGAUUGUGAUAGUGAUAAUUGGGUUAUUGAUGAAUUGGGUUUCACCGAUUUGUUCAACCAGCUCCUUCCCACAAUGCCUUGGAACUCUCUCAUGGACAAGAUGAUGAUGGAACUUCAUUCAGAAGGUGUAACAAUUGAAGACAUUGAAAAGGUUCUUCAUAGGAUUCCAAUUCACAACAGAAUAAUACCAGCAAUUAAAUCAGCACAUGCUUUAGGCUGUGAUUUGAGAAUUGUUAGCGAUGCCAAUAUGUUUUUCAUUCAAACUAUUUUGAAGCAUUUGGAAAUAAGCCAAUAUUUCUCAGAGAUUAACACUAAUCCAGGUUAUGUUAAUCAAGAAGGAAGAUUAAGAAUUUUGCCUUAUCAUGAUUUCAACAAUGCUUCACAUGGUUGCACUCUCUGCCCUCCCAACAUGUGCAAGGGUAUUAUAGUAGAUAGAAUCCAAAGUUCAAUUUCUGUAUUAGAAAACAAGAGGUUUAUAUACCUUGGAGAUGGCGCUGGAGAUUAUUGUCCUACCUUAAGACUUAAAGAGAGAGAUUUCAUGAUGCCAAGGAAGAACUUUCCGGUGUGGGACUUGAUAUGCAAAGACCCUUCACUUAUUAAGGCUGAAAUUCAUGGUUGGUGUGAUGGAGAAGAGCUUGAACAAGUUUUGAUACAAUUGAUCAACAAAAUAACCAUAGAAGAAAAUGCUCAAUUCAUUUCAUCUGAUUGCAAGCUACAAAAUCUAUCAAUCUCUGUCCUCGAAUCAUUGCCUAAAGUUCUUCCAGUUCAACCUUAAAUUAUUAGCUUACUAGUAACUCUCAUUGCAAAUGUAUCAUUAGUAAUAGGUUUUUCUUUUGUCCUUUUGAUUAACUUCAAUCAACCUUUUCUUAUAUUGCCAAAUGCUGGAAUCAGUGUAAGAUGGAACUUUAUUCUAUCGAGUAAAAAUAUCAAUUAGCCCUUGACGAUGCUGAUAAAUAAGUAUGACCAAUUAGUUUAAAUAGUGAGAUUAGCAACAUAAUCCCCUCACACUAAAUCCCAACAUGAAAGGACCCAAUAUAUAUAUAUUUUACCAACUACAGAAUUACCUUUAUUUUCUUA
Messenger RNA from Cicer arietinum (chickpea), 1255 nucleotides. RefSeq names its product inorganic pyrophosphatase 2-like. The record is from RefSeq and is a predicted model, not a curated record. Gene Ontology annotation, molecular function: phosphatase activity. Lineage: Eukaryota; Viridiplantae; Streptophyta; Magnoliopsida; Fabales; Fabaceae.